Molecule: messenger RNA, 6042 nt
Organism: Siniperca chuatsi (mandarin fish)
Lineage: Eukaryota; Metazoa; Chordata; Actinopteri; Centrarchiformes; Sinipercidae
Gene: trip6
Product: thyroid hormone receptor interactor 6
Biological process (GO): cell-cell adhesion
Cellular component (GO): focal adhesion; stress fiber
Source: RefSeq, a predicted model, not a curated record
ACACACACACACACACACACACACACACACACACACACACACACACACAGAGCAGUAGCUACGUCACACAUCGGGAAUGCAGUGAGGAGCUGCUGCUGCUGCUAAAGGCCUCAGGAUCCGUCACAAAAUGAGACUGAAGGGAAGAGGAGAGUCACUGUAAAGGUAACGUUACUGUAAAAGGUAGGACAUGCUAAUAGGUUGCUAAUGAUUUGAGAUACUGUGUACGGGCAUAGCUUGUAUCCUAUUUCAUUACCUAUGUUGACUUAGGUCCUGUUUUCUUCCUGUUAUUUUGUUCAGUUUAACUAGCACAUAUCGCUACAUUAAGCUGCAUUGUGUCAAACAUGGUAAGCUAACUGAGCCUCUUGCCUUCAAAAUAAAAGCGUGAAAAUACACCAAUUGCUACCGAAUGACAAGAACAGUGAGUAAAUGGGGAUGGCGUGAAUUAAGUUUGCGUUUGCUAUAGUUAUAUCAGCUGUACUUGCUUCAUUUUAAUCAGUUUUCCGUGUUCCUGAAACGCUUAAGGUGGAGACAUUUUAUUUUGGAUUUUUAAAACACCGGAUAACGUCUUUGUUUAUUCCCGCGUGCUUGACUCUUGUGACUGUCAUCAACUUUGACUUUGACAUUUCAUGAGCUGCUACGCCUCCUUUGCAUUCAGCAAGCGGUCCAGACGAGGCUAUUAAUGGACAAAUGGACGAGCUUUCUGUUUUAAAUCACAUAAAAACAAUUGUCUUUAAAACGCAGAGUGAUAAAACCGUUGAGAUUAAUUUCCUGGCCCAGUCAUCCGCGGAUUUGAGUGUGUGCUCAUCCGGAUUCAGACAGGGGCUUAAAUCAGGUCGAUAGUGGAGGUAGUGGUCACUCCUUCCUCCACGUGGUCACUGUGUAAUGUUGAAAUGCUGAUACUGCAUGUUUUAAUGGUAACUACAGCAACCCCAAUAAAAGUCAAUAACAAACCAAAAGGCUUUAAUACCUUGUUCAGGCAUUGUAUUUCUGUAUGUCCACAUCAUCCACAUCCAUCAUUAUAAUCCUCUUACCAACAAGGAUUUAUGAUGGCCACAGGACCCACAUACAAUCACUCUGAGUGGGCUAUUCAUUUCUCCACCCUGACAAUACUGAUUUGCUUUGGCUUGUCCUCAUGCUAGGCAUUGUGUCGAUCACAUAGUGGCUUUCCAAAAAGGUUAUAACAUGCUUAAGCUUGCCUCCUUUGUGCAUGGAGUCUGAGAACUGAUGAUUCAACAUUUUUUAUUAAUCAUUUACUCAUUUACUUAGUCUAACCCCCAGCAGUAUUAAUUUAUAAAGAUAUAUAGAGGGAAUGUGUGUAGUUAUUUGUAUUAGUAGAGUUCUAAAGAGCAAUAUUUGUUUGCAUGUUUUUUUGCCUAUAAAAUGGUUAAAAUGAUGAGUCCAUUACCAAAAAUUAAUCAAUUCUGUGUAAUGGAAUAAUCAGCACUAACUCAUAAACCCUAACCCCUUUGCUUAUCUUAUUUUCCUUGUUAGAUAAUUUGUGACACUUUCUAUACAUCUGUGAUAUAUAUCAAUGUUUUUUAAUUACAUUUUUCCUUAAAGAUCAGUAUCUUAGGUGCAAGUCAGCACUUUGUCGGCUCAGCUGUGUGCUGCAGUGUUAUUUAUCCCACAGAGAAUACAUAAUAUAUUGUUAUGAGCCAGGUGUUCACGUGUAUACAGACACAUAUCAUUACACAACAUUUCCUGCCCUGUUUUUGUCCCCACUGCAUUUGGAAAUCAAUGAUACCAGUGUGUAAACACCCAAAGACAAUAACCAUUGUGGCGGGUAACAGGCAAGGGGUAACCACAAAUUUGCACCUGUUUUUGUAUCUGUGUACGGCGAUGUUUGUGUACUGGAGAGCUUUUGCAUGAGUGUUUGUCUCGAAGUACACAAACACACACACACAUUUUAGGGCAAUGUGCGAGUCUGCUGGAAAUCCCCAAGCCUUUCAGAGUGGCCGCUCUCUUCCUGCUCCUCAACUAGAAGCCUAUUGUUCAAUCUGUGUGUCCCUGUUGCCAUAGGAAACAAAGUCUGAAGCAUCCCAUAGUUUCCAUUGGCUACCUAUGACAUAAAUACACACAACAGCCGACAGCUGUGCUCAUGCAAAUUACGGAUAAAAGCUGAAAACAUAAUCAUGCGUACUCACUGAACUGAUAUCAGUCAAGUCAAUAUUGUGUGGCACUAUUUUGCAUUCAGGAUGCCAUUGUAAAAAAAUAUAUGCAUGCUGCAGUCAUAUUACAGUAUAAACUUUAUUAAUAGAACAACAUGACAGAAACAUUUUCCUUUCUCUGUUUGAUCUCAGAAGCCUGCCAUGUCCGGUCCCACCUGGCUUCCACCGAGGACUCUGGAUAGCCCAGAGCGAGCCGUCCCCCAGAUGUCUCACUCUGUCGGGUCAGCAAUCUACCGUGUCCCAAACAAGAAGGGGAUGUCCGACUUCCGGCCAAAAUAUGGUCCCUGUGACCAGAACGGUGGAGGAGGAGGAGGAGGAGGAGGAGGGAUGGCCAACAGGUACAUGGCUACUGGACCCACAGGUGGGCCCAUUCAUCAUCCGUCUAGCGAUCACUAUUACUCCCCUCCCCACGGUCCCAAAGAGGACCGCAACUGGAGCCCUCACAUGGACAGCUACGAGCUGAUGCAUCGUGGUCCUGAAAAGCCAGCAAGCUAUCACUCCAAAAUUGAUGCUGAUAUUGACUCCCUCACCAGUAUGCUCGCUGAUCUGGACAGCCACCCACAGGACACCAGCACACAACUGUACGACAAUGUGCCUUACAACAAAUACCUCUCAGGGGAUCACUACAAGCCUGCGCACCAGAGCGCGGCUCCUCCUCAGGGUCGGCCAUCCAUGGGCUACCCCCCUCAUCCCCAGAGCCAAUACCACCCAGCGCCCCCCUACCCCAGCGAGCACCAGUCACCUCAGUACUCCACUUCCCACCAGCAGGACUACUACUCCUCCUCUUCAACCCCUAAGCCCUACCCUCAGCCCGUCCCAGCCUCCUACACCACUGCCUCAACUCCUACUGGGCCCAGGUUCAGUGUCCAGGUCAAGACAGCACAGCCUGUCACCUACUCUCAGACAGGGAGACAGGCUGAACAGGCCUACACCCCCCCUCGCCAGCACGUGUCACGCCCCCCUCCCCAGACUCAGACAAGUCCGCAGGGCUGGUACCCACCACAUCCCAGCUCACAAGCUCAGGAGAUGCACUCUGAGGCCGGGUACAAGGGGAGCGGCUCAGGAUCUGGAGCAAGAGUUAACCAGGUUCCAAUGUCCAAGAGAGGGAUGGAAAAUAUUCAAACAGGGUCAGGGGCUGCACAGAGUCCUGCUUAUCAGUCCAGCAAGCAGGGGUUAGUUACAGCCAGGCCUGAGGAAGAGUUGGAUCGUCUCACCAAGAAGUUGGUAUAUGAUAUGAACCACCCCCCUUCAGAGGACUAUUUUGGUCGCUGUGCCCGGUGUGGCGACAACGUGGUCGGUGAUGGCAGUGGCUGCAUCGCCAUGGAGCAGGUUUUCCACGUGGAGUGUUUCACAUGUAUCACGUGCCACGCCCGUCUCCGAGGGCAACCCUUCUACGCCCUCGACAAGAAGAGUUACUGUGAGAGUUGUUACAUUAGUACAUUAGAGCGCUGUUCAAAGUGCUCCAAGCCCAUCCUGGACCGGAUCCUGCGGGCCAUGGGAAGGGCCUACCAUCCUCGCUGUUUCACAUGUGUGGUUUGUAACUGCUGCUUGGACGGGGUACCCUUCACCGUGGAUGCAACCUCUCAGAUACACUGCAUAGAUGACUUUCAUAGGAAGUAUGCACCUCGCUGUUCAGUUUGUGGUGAGCCCAUCAUGCCUGAACAGGGCCAAGAGGAGACAGUCAGGAUAGUAGCUCUGGACCGCAGUUUCCAUGUUAACUGUUACAUCUGUGAGGAAUGUGGUCUCCUGCUGUCCUCUGAAGGGGAGGGUCGAGGCUGUUACCCGCUGGACGGCCACAUCUUAUGUAAGAGCUGCAGCGCUCGCCGCAUCCAGGACCUCUCAGCCAAAAUCUCCACUGACUGCUAACGAACCUCUUGCGUCCACUCCACCUCCUCAGCACUCUCACUCUCACGAAUCCACGGACAGUCAACAUAUUAAACAUUAUUGACAGGAAAUGCCCCUGCUUUGUUCAGACUCAUGAGCUACUUUUUCUUUUUUCUUUCUUGGUUGCUCUGAUUAUGAGUUGACAUAAACUUUGCUACCCUCUGUUGGUAUCCAGCCGCAAUUUCAUUUGAACAUUUUCUGUGUUACUGUUACUGAUAAAUAUGAGAGAUGGAGAUCUGGUGGAGCAACCACCUCACUAGUUUCCUUUUAUUCAGAAGUCCUACUAAAUUUUCUUCAUUUUUUGGUACACAGCUCAUGUAGUUCAGUAUUAUCAUGACAGUGGCCUGACCUGCAGGCAGCUUGGGCUUCACUUAACAUUUGUCGGUACUGCUAAUUAUUAGCUUGCACAAUAUUAUCACUGUCAAAGACAAUGAAAGUAUGGAAGGUUAUUAUAGAUUUAGACCUGAAAAUGAGUGGGUUUUUUGCAGAGAAGAGGCAUAAAUGAUAAUUAGGAUGACGGGUUCUCUAAAUCUGUCUAAACAACGGGACCUGUACAUUUGUAAAAGACAAAAACAAAAAGUGCAGAACUGCCUCAAAACAAGCAUAUUAAAAGCACAUAAUGCAACAACUGUGACUGUACAUAACAGGCUGGUUUAGUUUGACAAUGAAACGGUUUCCAACUGUUUUGGAAAGCAUGUAGCCUUGUAGUGCAGUGGAUCUUUGCAGAGAAGUAGCCUCAUAGCACGAGAAAUGUAGACGAAAGAAAUGUGUAGUUAACUUUACAACCCAGACUUUUUUUUUUCUUUAGCUUUUAUUAAAGUACAGCAUUUGCUAGAACGAAUUUCUCAUUCAUCUCUACUCUCAAACAUUACAAUAUCAUGUUGUUUAGUUAUUAAAUUGAAGCUCAUAACAGGAUUUUUGCCUUUUUUUCUUUUUUUUUUUAAUCAUCCAGAAAAACAUUUUUGAAUGUCUACGAAAAACACAAUCUUGCUUUGGUGUGUUUAACAUUUGUUUGUUGGUUGAUACUUGACUGUUACAUUGAAGAUGAUGGUGCAAUGAAGUCAAAUGCUUUCUUCUGUCUAAGGAAAACAGGGUGUUGGUCACUUAUGUGGCUUGAAAACAUCCUAUUGUGUGAAGCUUGAGCCUCAUGAAGAGGUUGUGCCAUUUGGGAAAAGUAUGAAACUAAAAUUAUAUUGAAUUUAAAAGUAUAGUGGAAAAUUAAUUUACUUUACAAAUACUUUUACAUACUGUUAAUUCUUUACAUUUGACGAAAUAAAAGUGGAAUUUAACGUGAUGUAUUAUUAUCCCAAAAUUUUAUUGUGAUUUUGAAAUACAACCCUUUACUUGCUAAUUUGAUUUUUGUUCAUCCUUGCACUCGCAUGGGCCAAGUUGUCAUUCUCUGAGACUUUGGAGCUACAUUAUUUGUUAUGAUUGUGUCUGACCUCUGUCUCUCCGUCCUGAUUUUGUAUUUGUGUAACCUAAAGGGCUAGAAAUUUGAAAGCCUUACCUCAAGGAUGUCAUACAGUUUCAUAAUGAUUUUUUUAACCUGUUUUUUUUUCUUCUGUGAAUUAUGCUUUUUUUGUGUGUGACAGAACUUGAUCAUGCUAAAACGGUUCAGAGUUGCAUUUUCAUCUCUUAUUAAUUUAUCUCAUUAUGUAUAUACUGUAUUCAUCUGCUUUUUAUCAUCACGGUCAUCAUUUCAUUCAUGCUCAGAUGUGUCAAUUUAAAAAUCUUGACCCAUGCGAACUCUUGUGUCAUACUGCUUGAAUCGCAUCAUUUUGUUUCCGUUACACACUCAUCCACUUAUCCUCCUUUAUGUGUGUUCAGUUUGCAGUGCUGUGUGUUGGAGCUUGUAGAGCAAAGCUGGUACUGCAGCACUGAUGAAUUCACACUGAGAAGAAGGCAGUUAGUUACAUUCAUGGGAGAGCAUGUGAACACAUCCUAAUACAGGUUGUAGUAACAUAAUUGAUUAUUAAAAUGUCAACAAGUC